This is a messenger RNA of Cricetulus griseus (Chinese hamster), 2416 nucleotides long. The record is from RefSeq and is a predicted model, not a curated record. NCBI's taxonomy places the organism in Eukaryota, Metazoa, Chordata, Mammalia, Rodentia, Cricetidae.
AUGCCAGUCCUCCAAUCUAGCCCCCUUUGUAUCACAGGAAGGGCCAAUCAGAACCCUUCCCCGGGAGCCAAUGGGAGAGCAGAUUACAAACAGCCAAUCCAGGCGGCGCUGUCACUGUUAUGGUCCUGUCAGGGCCGGGCGUCGUGGUGCUUGGGCGCUUGCCACCGGCAGGAGUCCUGUGCGACCUCGUCAGGAGCUGCCGGCUGGCCUGGCGCGCUCGUCCCUGCCCUCGGUCCUGCCCGCGCCUCCAGGCUCGCAGGCCGCCCGGUAUCUCAGUGGUUCUAUAGCAGCUCCAGAUGUCAAAUUAAACCUUGGUGGAGGUGGAGAAUUUAUCAAAGAAUCUACAGCUACUACAUUUCUGAGACAAAGAGGGUAUGGCUGGCUUUUGGAAGUUGAAGAUGAGGACCCUGAAGAUAACAAGCCACUUUUGGAAGAAUUGGACAUUGACCUAAAGGAUAUUUACUACAAAAUUCGUUGUGUUUUGAUGCCAAUGCCAUCGCUUGGUUUUAAUAGACAAGUGGUGAGAGACAAUCCUGACUUUUGGGGUCCACUGGCUGUUGUCCUUUUCUUUUCAAUGAUAUCAUUAUAUGGACAGUUUAGGGUGGUCUCAUGGAUUAUAACCAUUUGGAUAUUUGGUUCACUGACAAUUUUCUUACUGGCUAGAGUUCUUGGUGGAGAAGUUGCAUAUGGCCAAGUGCUUGGAGUGAUAGGAUAUUCAUUACUCCCUCUCAUUGUAAUAGCCCCGGUACUUUUGGUGGUUGGAUCUUUUGAAAUGGUGUCUACACUUAUAAAACUGUUUGGUGUGUUUUGGGCUGCCUACAGUGCUGCCUCAUUACUCGUAGGUGAAGAAUUCAAGACCAAAAAGCCUCUCCUCAUUUAUCCAAUCUUUUUAUUGUACAUUUAUUUUUUGUCCUUGUAUACUGGGGUGUGAUCCAAGUUGUACAUGAAUUGAAAGAUGGUGUUACAAUUGUAUUAAGCUGGGAAUUCUUGCUGAAGGGGUUGGAAAAAACAAAACUAGUGAAAUUUUAUACAUUCCAAAUAGAAAGGCAGGUUUAAAAUCUUUUUAAAAUAAUAUUUUUUUGUAUUUAAGUAAUUGCAGUUAUCUGGGACUUUUUUGGUCAAUUCUGAAUUCUGUUUGGUUCUUCAUAUUUCGCAAAUAAACAUGUUUUUUCAGAUUGUGUCAAUAUUCACCUGAACACUUGUGCCAAAAGCACCUAGAUAAUUGUAUCUCACUUGAAGUAUAAAUUUGACAACAUCCUGAAAAAUAUGAAAGUGCAAUUUUUUUCUUUAAAGAAUUUCCUCCUGCACCACAGAUUCUGUAGAUACCUAUUUAUAUUUAUACAUAUAUAUUUAUGAAAUAAUUCUUAUUCACAAAAUAUAUUUCUGAAUAGCCUAAAAAUUAAGAUACUAAAUCUGAUGCUAAACUUUCCUUAAUUUGGCCACUAAUGUCUUUUAUUUAAAAUUUAAAAUUUGUUUUUAAAUUGUGUAAUUUUUGAAAUAAUAGUUGUGAUAUGGAUUUGAUUUGUGUGUAUGUGUUCUUAAAAACAGUUUUGAAUGUCUAAACAUUUGAUUUAAAGUUUCUGUUUAUCUUUUUGACCAAAGGAGCAAGAGAUAUAAUUGAUAUGGCAUUCAUUAAAAUCAUUAAUAUAUAGGAAAAAUAAUAUUUAUAGCAUCAGUAAAUAUUUUUUAAGUGGUACCUUUAAAUCAUAAAACGUUUUGGGAAAGAUACCUUUGAAGUCGUGUGGUCUGGAACAAUGUUAUAUGAAGUAGAAAAUAAAGUGUUUUCCAGCUGUGUGCUUUGUUUUACAAUGAUGCAAAUGACAUCUCUUGACAUUUGACAGUUAAAAUUUGUAUAGUAACACAUAUGAGCUCAUCUCUCUUUGUGCUGACACCGUGGAAUUAUUCCUUCUUGUUUGGUUUGCUACUUGGGUUUCCAUUCCUAGGUCAAAUACACUGUAUGUUCCAACAAUUGAUCUGAGAUGCAUGAUCUCUUGGGGACUUGUGCCCUGGUGGCAUAUGUGUUUAUGUUAUUGGGCUGAGCUAACCACAAGCAAAAGGUAAGCAUGUGGUUCAUUGCCGUUUUGACUGGUGACAUUAUCAAAAUGGAACAAACUGACUUGGCCACCAUUGUGAUUAGUGAUAUCAAGAUGAAGACAGCCACAUGACAUGCUACCUUGUGGCUAGUGAUGCAGUGAAGAUGGCAAAGGACGUAUGACUUCAUCACAGUCUUGGUUAAUGCUACCACAUGGCAUAAACCAAAAUGGUAUCCAUAAAACUUCUAAUACCACUGAACCUUCAGGAUUGUCACGCUGUUUUGGUAUUCAUAUUCCUAGAUGCCUAAUGGGAUCAUGGAAACGGGAGGCUCUAAUUAUAUGGCCUGUUUCUGAGUAUUAAAGGUCAAUGCAUUUUUAUAGCA